Molecule: messenger RNA, 5684 nt
Organism: Triplophysa dalaica
Lineage: Eukaryota; Metazoa; Chordata; Actinopteri; Cypriniformes; Nemacheilidae
Gene: atp2b4
Product: ATPase plasma membrane Ca2+ transporting 4
Exons: 22
Coding region: 986-4654 (1222 amino acids)
Biological process (GO): regulation of cytosolic calcium ion concentration; calcium ion transmembrane transport
Cellular component (GO): intracellular membrane-bounded organelle; membrane
Molecular function (GO): PDZ domain binding; P-type calcium transporter activity; ATP hydrolysis activity
Source: RefSeq, a predicted model, not a curated record
CCCUCAGACCGAAUCUCGAUCUUCCCUCUUUCGAUUUCCAGCCACGGCAACCACUGAUUGAAACUGUGUCGUUUUUCGUUGUGCGGUGAAAGGUCGCAUUCGUCCUCACUUUUCCCGGCGGUAAAGGGGUUCGAGUACGCGGUUCGCCCGCAGCAAACAGAUCGAUAAACAAGCAGAAAACAGAAGAGAAAACUAAACCAAACUUGAAUCUGUUGCGUCGCGUUCACAGCGAUACACAGUAUACCUCGAUCCCUCGCGAUUAUUUCCUCUUUUUGCACUGGACGAGGAAAGGCUGUUGGAUCGGGUUCGAGCGCGCUGGCUUCUCAAGUCUCAACGUGCUGUCGUGAUUUAACAAGUUUCCAUCUACUAUUAAGAUACGUUUAGCCUGCUCCCGGAGGUCAGUUUUACAUGUAGGAAAACAACGAAUUCCAUUCUGCUGGUUCGACUGGCACCGAUUCUGAAGUUAGUUUCCAGAUGCAGAGUAAACAAACGCGCUUUACGAGCAGAUACCCAAAGAAAGACUUGAUCUGCCCUUGCACGCUUUCGCUCGGAGACGUUCUGCGUCUUUAUUUGGAGUUUUAAGGAGCGGGCUCGUUUCGAAGCCAAAGGGAAGGAAGUCUUUUCUUGAUGUACUGAACGAAGAGCAACGUCCUAUGUGCGGCGUCCACUUUUCCUGACAGGAACGGACAUCACAGCCCUAAAGAAGUUUCUCCGUGGUGCGUCUUGAAUCUACAUCCCCUUGCCGCCCCGCUGCUGCAGUAACAUGUCUGACCAGAAUCAUCAUCUUCAAAAACACUUCCUCUGAUGCAUGUUCGCUCUCUACAUGAAAAGACAAUUCUGCUCUACAUCCGGUUGCACACACAGCAAGGCCCGUUGAAAUUGGGAAAAGCGUGUCUACUACCUGAAGCGUUCCAGUCUUAAGUUUACAAGCUGACAGAUCAGAAGUCUCACGUCCUGAGGUGUGACUGAAACUCAACGAGUCAAAAUGGCCAACAACACUGCGGACCACCCACAGGGGAACUCUGUUGUUGAGGUCGACCAUGAUGGGGAGUUUGGCUGCUCGACAAUGCAGCUCCGCCAGCUGAUGGAACUCCGCAGCGGUGAGGGAGUCUCAAAGAUAGCUGAAUGCUAUGGAGAUGUACAGGGGAUCUGCCUCAGGCUUAAGACAUCGGCAAUCGAGGGACUCUCUGGUGACCCUGCUGAUUUGGAAAAACGCCGCACAGUGUUCGGUCAAAACUUCAUUCCCCCCAAGAAGCCCAAGACCUUUCUUCAGUUGGUGUGGGAAGCCCUCCAGGAUGUCACUCUCAUUAUUCUGGAGGUGGCUGCCAUUAUUUCCCUGGGCCUGUCCUUUUACCACCCACAAGGGGAAAGCAGUGACAACUGCGGUCAAGCAGCUGGAGGUGUGGAGGAUGAGGGUGAAGCUCAGGCGGGCUGGAUCGAAGGUGCUGCCAUCUUGUUUUCCGUCAUCAUUGUGGUGCUGGUGACGGCCUUCAAUGAUUGGAGUAAAGAGAAGCAGUUCCGUGGGCUGCAGAGUCGUAUCGAGCAGGAGCAAAAGUUUACGGUCAUCCGGAAAGGCCAGGUCAUCCAGAUACCCGUGGCUGAGAUUGUCGUGGGUGACAUCGCGCAAAUCAAAUAUGGUGACCUUCUCCCAGCCGAUGGUAUCUUCAUCCAGGGCAAUGACCUGAAAAUAGAUGAAAGCUCUUUGACUGGAGAGUGCGAUCAGGUUCGCAAAUCUGUGGAGAAGGACCCUAUGCUUCUUUCUGGAACUCACGUGAUGGAGGGAUCUGGCAAAAUGGUGGUCAGUGCUGUGGGCCUGAAUUCUCAGACUGGAAUCAUUUUCACCCUUUUGGGCACUUGCAAUGAUGAUGAGGAGAAGAAGGUCAAGAAAGGUAAAAAACAAGGACCCCCUGAAAAUCGCAACAAAGCUAAGACCCAGGACGGCAUCGCUCUGGAGAUCCAGCCGCUGAAGAGCGAGGAAGGAGCGGAAUCCGAAGAAAAGGAGGAGAAGGAAGAAAAGGAGAAAAAGAAAUUCAAAGUCUCCAAGAAGGAGAAGUCGGUCCUGCAGAGCAAGCUGACAAGGCUGGCGGUCCAGAUCGGUAAAGCAGGUCUCAUCAUGUCUGCUGCGACAGUCAUCAUUCUCAUCCUUUACUUUGUCAUCGAUACCUUCGGUGUUCAGGGACGCGAAUGGACUGCAGAGUGCACGCCCAUCUACAUUCAAUACUUCGUCAAAUUUUUCAUUAUUGGUGUGACUGUACUGGUGGUGGCAGUGCCUGAGGGAUUGCCUCUGGCUGUCACUAUCUCCCUGGCCUAUUCAGUUAAGAAAAUGAUGAAGGAUAAUAACCUUGUAAGGCAUCUGGAUGCAUGUGAAACCAUGGGUAAUGCCACUGCCAUAUGCUCUGAUAAAACCGGAACGCUGACCAUGAAUCGGAUGACCGUGGUGCAGGCCUUUGUAAGUGACAUCCACUACAAGAAAGUUCCUGAACCAGAUCUCCUAAGUACAGAGAUUCUAGAGCUGCUGGUGAACAGCAUUUCCAUUAAUUCAGCGUAUACUAGCAAGAUCCUGCCCCCAGAAAGGGAAGGUGGUCUGCCAAGGCAUGUGGGUAAUAAGACGGAGUGUGGCCUUCUGGGUUUUGUGCUGGAACUGAAGCGAGAUUAUCAGCCUAUAAGGGACGAGGUUCCAGAAGAAAUGUUUUACAAGGUUUACACUUUCAACUCCACCAGGAAGAGCAUGAGUACCGUGCUGAAGAACUCAACGGGUACAGGAUUUCGUAUGUACAGCAAGGGCGCCUCUGAGAUCAUCCUGCGCAAAUGCUCCCACAUCCUCGAUCCUUCAGGCCAGCCUCGUGUCUUUAAGGCCAAGGAUCGGGAUGAUAUGGUAUCCAAAGUCAUCGAGCCGAUGGCCUGUGAAGGCUUAAGGACCAUUUGUGUAGCAAUGCGAGACUUUCCAACCGAACCUGACUGGGACAACGAGGCUGAGAUACUAAACAACCUGACCUGUAUCUGUGUGGUGGGCAUUGAAGACCCUGUCCGCCCUGAGGUUCCUGAUGCUAUUCUUAAAUGUCAGCAAUCGGGCAUUACGGUCCGGAUGGUCACCGGAGACAACAUUAACACAGCCCGUGCCAUAGCUACAAAGUGUGGAAUCUUGCAGCCCGGAGAGGACUUCCUGUGCCUGGAGGGAAAAGACUUCAACCAGCAGAUCCGCAAUGAUAAAGGAGAUGUGGAACAAGAGCGUCUUGACAAGAUCUGGCCUAAAUUGCGUGUUCUAGCCCGUUCCUCCCCAACAGACAAACAUACUCUGGUCAAAGGCAUCAUUGACAGCACAGUUGGAGAGACCAGACAGGUGGUGGCCGUGACUGGAGACGGAACUAAUGACGGUCCUGCUCUCAAAAAAGCUGAUGUCGGCUUUGCCAUGGGAAUUGCUGGCACUGAUGUUGCAAAGGAGGCCUCUGACAUCAUUCUCACAGAUGACAACUUUACCAGUAUUGUCAAAGCCGUAAUGUGGGGACGGAACGUGUACGAUAGUAUUUCCAAGUUUUUGCAGUUUCAGCUGACAGUCAAUGUGGUGGCUGUGAUCGUGGCGUUCACUGGUGCCUGCAUCACACAGGAUUCCCCUCUAAAAGCGGUUCAGAUGUUAUGGGUGAAUCUGAUUAUGGACACGCUGGCUUCAUUAGCUCUGGCCACCGAACCCCCGACAGAAUCACUCCUGCUGCGCAAACCUUAUGGGCGGGACAAGCCACUCAUUUCCAGGACUAUGAUGAAGAACAUCUUAGGUCAUGCAAUCUAUCAGCUUGUCAUCACAUUUACUCUUCUAUUUGCUGGUGAGAAGAUCUUUAGCAUUGACAGCGGCCGCAACACUCCCCUCCACUCUCCGCCAUCUGAGCACUACACCAUCAUCUUUAAUGUGUUUGUCAUGAUGCAGCUGUUCAAUGAAAUCAAUGCCCGGAAGAUCCAUGGCGAAAGGAACGUGUUCGAGGGAAUUUAUCGCAACCCCAUAUUCUGCCUCGUUGUGGUGGGAACCUUUGCUCUGCAGAUCAUAAUUGUGCAAUUUGGAGGAAAGCCGUUCUCCUGCACGGACCUCAGCUUGGAUCAAUGGCUCUGGUGUGUGUUUAUAGGGGUUGGUGAGCUGCUCUGGGGACAGUUAAUCUCUGCCAUCCCCACGCACCGCCUCAAGUUUCUGAAGGAGGCCGGUCAUGGCAUACCGAAAGAGGAGAUCGCAGAGGAUGUGAUGAUGGAGGGUGAUGAUGAGAUGGACCUUGUAGAUAUGGAGCUGCGUAGGGGACAGGUUCUGUGGUUCAGAGGACUCAACCGUAUACAGACUCAGAUGGACGUGGUUUAUACAUUCCAAACAGGCCAAACGGCAGUGCCCGGGGCCCUGCGUCGCCAGCCCUCCGUGGUCAGCCAGCACAACGACAUUAAGGUGGUGAAUGCAUUCCGUAGCUCCCUAUACGAGGGUCUAGAGAAGCCAGAAUCCAGAAGCUCCAUCCAUAACUUCAUGUCUCAUCCUGAGUUCGUACCCCUUUCUGAGGAGGAAGCCCACGUCCCCACGAUAAAGGAGAGCUGUGUAGAGAUCGAGAUGCUCCCCUCCUCUUCCAAAAACGGAGGCGGCGGCGAGCCCCCGGGUCGCUCUCUCCACAGCCAGGAAUGUUCCGUCUGAUCCCCUCACAACUGUUCCUUGUCCGGCCUUAUUGCCCCAGAAUGUUUUUGACAUGCACGCCGGGCACCACCACUCGUCCGGUGAACCCGAGGAGAGUCCGGCCAAUGGACAUCAGAGGGACAGCGCCCGCAGUGGCCGUUUGGUCGACCACAACCCUUCUCUCCCUCCUCCAUAACCCACCCUUCAACCCCUCUGCCCCUCUCGAUUUGCACUGUGUCGCCAACAGCAGCAGCAGCAGCACUCUGUAAGUACAUGCUGCUGUGCUGCAGCCGAUGUGACGCAUUGCCUAACUCGCACACUAGAGGGCGGCACUGCGUCAGAUGCCCUCUCUCAGCCUGUCACUGGCAUUUUUAUCUCUUUUACAGUUGUGAUAAUGUCACUUCUCUGGUCUCGUGUAUUGCUGUAAUCAUUUAUUGUUUUGUCCUAGGACUCUCAUUUGCAUAAUUUUGAUCAAGCCCAUUUUGUUCAUCCACUCAGUUUCUGUUUGGAUGUUUAUUUAGAUUUUAUUUCUCUUUUUUUGUUCUGUUUUAAGGUGGAUUGAAAAACAUGGCAGUUCAGCUAUCCUUGUUACUCAUUCUUUUAAUGUUUUCAAUUUUAACGGACAGUUUGAAAUAGUUCAGACACACUACAUUCUUGUCAAGUAGGAUGCUGAUUUCGAGUGUUCUGUCACUUUAUAUGUACAGAUGUAAGGCUGCUAUAGUGACCAUUAGCAGAAUAAAACGACUCUAAAAACGCCUCUUGGAUAGCCAUGAGUACCCAAUUGGCUCUUGAGGGGGCAGAGAGGGUCAACCCACAUCAUCUCAACACAUCACACCCAAAGGCGUCUCUAGUCUCUUGUUAGACCAUUUAAUGCUUAACUGCCUCAAAACAAAGUUCCAUCAAAUACCCUGGCUAAACGACCAAGUACUUUAUCAAAGGUACAGCACAUCACCAUAGUGUGCAUGUAUCUGUAGGUUCAUCUGUGUCUGAUUGUAUGGGAAUGGGAAUUGUUAUGCUUAUCUACUAAUAAAAAAUAUUCCUUUUCUUUCUA